GAAAAACGCAAAAACAGAGAGUCAUGCGGACAAAGUGUUCCAAAAAGUACAACACAUUUGUUUAUGGUUUAAAGUCCCCACUUUAUAUGCUUAAUGCUUAUUUCUUACAUGGGAACUUGAAGACAAGACCUUUGGAGCGAUGACGUAAGAUGAUCAAGUUUUGUAAAUCUUAUUGAAAAUAUAUUUUGUUCCAAAUAUGAAUCAAAGGUGCUCGUGAAAUAAGAACUCUUUGGUAAUUGGCUAGUUUCUGCUCGUUCUUCCGUUGCUGCGUCAGUGUCAGCCGCAAACCCUUCAAGAGACCAGAAAAGACGAAUGCGCUCCGUCAUGCAUAUGUCGUCAAGCUGUGUCAAGCAUUGCUGCACGCGGGUUGCGGGGCGCAUCAACUUACGAAUCAGCAUUUAGAGAGCAGCCAUGGUGUGCGUUAUCGAACUGCUGGGCUAUGCUGCCGCCCUCUUCUUGGUGUCCAAGAUAGCCCUCGCGGUGUAUAGAUUCGUCUACAUCUUUUUCCUGGGAGAUAUGCUGGGCCACACGCCAAACUACAAGAAGCUUGGCGAAUGGGCAGUUAUCACUGGUGCCACCGAUGGAAUCGGCAAGGCCUACGCGAUGGAGUUCGCCCGGCGCGGCCUGAACGUCCUGCUCAUCAGCCGCACGCAGUCCAAGCUCGACCAGGUCGCCAAGGAGAUUGAAACCAAACACGGUGUGAAGACGAAGACGGUGGCGAUGGACUUCACCCAGGGUCUGUCGGCGUAUGGCCCGGUCAAACAAGGUCUGGAGGGUCUGGACAUCGCCGUGCUGGUCAACAACGUGGGCAUGAACUACGACCACCCGGAGUACUUCACCGAAAUUCCCGACGACAAGUUCACCGAGAACAUCCUCAACUGUAACGCGCUCUCGGUGACGGCCAUGACGCGGUUCGUGCUGCCGCACAUGCUGGAAAAGAAGAAGGGCGUCAUCAUCAACCUGUCGUCGUUCUCUGCCGUGAUGCCGACCGCGCUCCUCACUCAGUACUCGGCCACCAAGGCGUACGUGGCCCAGCUGAGCUCCGGCCUGGCCACCGAGGUGCGCGCCCGCGGCGUCAUCGUGCAGAGCACCACGCCGGCCUUCGUGUGCUCCAACAUGUCCAAGUACACGUCUCCACGCCUGUUCGUGCCGUCGGCCGAGCAGUUUGUCCGCGCUCAGCUGCGCACGGUCGGCCUGGAGACGGAGACGUUCGGCUGCCCAUCGCACAAGAUCCAGGGCAUGGCGGCUGGCUUCGGCAACCGUAACCUGCCCGAAUCUGUCAUGGUCAACUACUAUUACGAGCGGAUGCUGGGGGUGCGCAGCCGCGCCCUCCGCCGCAAGGCGCAGAAGAAGGACUAACGCCGACGCUCACUAGGUGGCAGUGGCAUCGCUCGACUCGAGGUCCGUCCCGACUCGCCGAGACAGGGUGCGAUCUCGGGCGACUCGAGAGCUGCAGCAGCGGCUGGAUUUCGGCGGUAGACGGGGGGGUGGGCGCAGCCUUGUUGUCUUUCGUCUCGUCUCACCCUCAGCGUUGCAACGAACAUGGCUUCACGGUAGCGUAAUCUCGACACGAUCGUUUUUAUUUCCAUCACGUUGCUCAAGGUUUGGUUCGUGCGUGAGUGGUCAGUUGUUAAAUUUGAGGUCAGUGCUGAACGCUAUUUUCAAUCGUGUCUGAUACUUUUUGUUUGUGUACGUGUCGCUGGCUUGUUGGCUUUUCGAGUGGAUUGUUCUGUUGAAUGCGUUGGGAAAAUGGCACAUCCGCUGCACUGGUUAGUUGAGCACUGUAUGCCUGCGCGGCUGAACAUUCCUGUGUUUGUGCCAGCCCUGUUUGGCUUUGCGCUGGUACCGGUCGUAAACUGUAGGGGGCGAGGCGAGGGUCGGGGCGUCCCGGCACCGGACGGUGGCGGGGUCACUGGUGGAAGAGGCGUCCUUAGGAACCUCUGGGGAUCGCGGCCUCUGCCGUUUUGGGCAUCUGUAAGCGCAUUCAAUACAGUACAACAGCGCA
Molecule: messenger RNA, 2005 nt
Organism: Amphibalanus amphitrite
Lineage: Eukaryota; Metazoa; Arthropoda; Thecostraca; Balanomorpha; Balanidae
Product: very-long-chain 3-oxoacyl-CoA reductase-like
Exons: 8
Coding region: 412-1359 (315 amino acids)
Cellular component (GO): endoplasmic reticulum
Molecular function (GO): oxidoreductase activity
Source: RefSeq, a predicted model, not a curated record